Molecule: messenger RNA, 525 nt
Organism: Echinostoma caproni
Lineage: Eukaryota; Metazoa; Platyhelminthes; Trematoda; Plagiorchiida; Echinostomatidae
Source: the annotation of a GenBank genome assembly
AUGAAACACCUAAGACGUGAUCUCGAUCCUUUUUCAUUGCAGUUUCUCGAAGGUGGGCACAUCGCACAACUGGCCUAUUACCUCGAGGCUCUGAACGAGGCUCAGUUGGCCACCAGUGAUCAUCUCAUACUUUUGCUCAACUGUUAUUCACGACUUCAGGACAAGGCGAAAAUCAAUCGGUUCGUCGAGAACGAGAUCAACCCGAAUUUGAACGUCUCCACCGCAAUCCACGUACUCCGGCAAUCCAACUAUCCGNAAGCCGCGCUGAAGCUGGCUCAAGCCACAGGACAAUGUUCCUCUCAAGUGGCCAUCUUGGUCGAGGAUCUGGAAGAUGGUUUGGGUGCCCUCAAAUCUGUUGAAUCAUUCCCGUUUGAUGAGGUAUUUCAUGCACUUCCGUCUGAUCACGGACGUGCUCUUUUCUGUUUGGUCUACCAGUCUGUAUGUGUUCAACUGUCCGAGAUUGGUGAAAGGUCGAUAUUCUACGCGUUCUUGCUAAUGGGUAGAACAGACGGAAAGUUUAGUUGA